CCGCCUCCGGAGUCCAUGGCCGGGACGCGCUGGGUGCUCGGGGCGCUGCUCCGGGGUUGUGGCUGCAACUGCAGCAGCUGCCGGCGCACCGGCGCCGCCUGCCUGCCCUUCUACUCGGCCGCCGGCUCCUUCCCCUCGGGCGUCUCGGGACGUCGCCGCUUGCUGCUGCUGCUCGGAGCCGCCGCAGCCGCGGCCUCCCAGACGCGGGGCCUCCACGCCGGGCCUGCGCCCGCCGGGAGACUGGCGGGGCCUCCCCCCACGGCCGCCUCCGCCGCAGCCGCGGCCGCCGCCUCCUACCCGGCCCUGCGCCCCCCUCUGCUGCCGCAGUCGCUGGCGGCGGCCGCGGGCCCGGCGCGGGGCUACGGCCAGGAGUCUAAAACUACCUACCUGGAAGACCUUCCACCUCUCCCUGAAUAUGAAGUGACUCCAGCUAAGCUAGGAGAAGUGGAUGAUGUAUAUCUCAUUCGAGCUCAAGGAUUACCGUGGUCCUGCACUGUAGAAGAUGUGCUCAACUUUUUCUCAGACUGCAGAAUCCGCAAUGGUGAGAAUGGAAUACACUUCCUUUUAAAUAGAGAUGGGAAACGAAGGGGUGAUGCCUUAAUUGAAAUGGAGUCAGACCAGGAUGUACAAAAGGCCUUAGAAAAGCAUCGGAUGUACAUGGGGCAGCGGUAUGUGGAAGUAUAUGAGAUAAACAAUGAAGAUGUAGAUGCCUUAAUGAAGAGCCUGCAGGUCAAAUCUUCACCUGUGGUGAAUGAUGGCGUGGUUCGUUUGCGAGGACUUCCUUAUAGUUGCAAUGAGAAAGACAUCGUAGACUUCUUUGCAGGACUGAAUAUAGUAGAUAUUACUUUUGUUAUGGAUUAUAGAGGGAGAAGAAAAACAGGAGAAGCGUAUGUGCAGUUUGAAGAACCAGAAAUGGCCAAUCAAGCCCUAUUGAAACACAGGGAAGAAAUUGGUAACCGAUACAUAGAGAUAUUUCCAAGCAGAAGAAAUGAAGUUCGAACACAUGUUGGUUCUCAUAAAGGAAAGAAAAUGUUAUCUUCUCCUACUGCUAAAUAUAUAACUGAACCAGAAAUGCUAUUUGAAGAACAUGAAGUAAAUGAAGAUAUUAGGCCCACAACAGCUUUUGAAAGUGAAAAGGAAAUAGAAUUGCCUAAGGAGGUAUCAGAAAAGCUUCCAGAGACAGUUGAUUUUGGAACUGCAUCUUCACUACAUUUUGUUCACAUGAGAGGAUUGCCUUUCCAAGCCAAUGCUCAAGAUAUUAUAAAUUUUUUUGCUCCACUGAAGCCUGUUAGAAUCACCAUGGAAUACAGCUCCAGUGGGAAGGCCACUGGAGAAGCUGAUGUGCACUUCGAUACCCAUGAGGAUGCUGUUGCAGCUAUGCUCAAGGAUCGAUCCCAUGUUCACCAUAGGUAUAUUGAAUUGUUCCUGAAUUCAUGUCCAAAAGGAAAAUAAGACUUCCAGGGACUCCAGAUAAUAAGGAUGAAGCAAGAAGCAUUUCAUUUGCACAUCUUUCUUGGACAUGGGAUAUAAUGUUCCAGAUUUUUAGCAGCAACUGCUAGAGAAAGAAUUUUGGGGUUUUGGGGUAUUGCUUCAAAGAAAAAUUCCAUAGUGGACUGUUUAGAAAGAAAAAGGAAAUAUUUCAGUUUGGGAUUAUGAAAUAAGCCACAAAUUUAAAUUUUUGUUUAAAUCAUCCCAGAUCUGAUUAAAAAAUCUGGUCCUUAUUUUUUAUGAUUAAAUUUGUUUUCAUAAAGGAUGUUACCCAAUUGAAGACUACAUAUUUUUAUUCAGUGCUGUCCUUAAAAUCUUUCUCUCAUUUAAAAAUUUAUUUGUGAGGUUUUGUUUUUUGCUUAUGAAUUGAGAACUCUAAUGCAAAACUUAAUGGCAUAAAGUACUGAUUUAUUUUAACCAAAUAUUCACCAAAGCAAUGAAAGGUUUCAGAACUUUGAACCAAUAUGGUUUGGCAGAACAGUUUUUAAUUUUAGGUGUAUUUGAUUAUUUAGAAAGGGUAAAGAAAGAUUGAAAAAAUACCAACAGGUUAGUAUAAAUGGCAACAGUUUGGCAGUUUUAUGUCUUCAAAAAUGUUUGCCUUUCUAAGACUUUUGUUAAAGGUAUUUAACAUUCGUGCCUGUAUACUUACGGAGGAAAUUCUAAUUUCAACUUAAAAGUUGUCUGCCCUCCCCUUUUUGGUAAUUUGUUUUUGGGUAAACCAUAAGGGUGUUUUGUUAGUUUCAAGACUGUGAAGUGAUAUGUCAAAACAGUCCUGUCUGGGAAGGACAUUAAUGGCUUCACUUGAUUUUAAACCAGCUCUAGAUAGGAAAAAAAUCUGUCUCCUCAUUUGCUUUUUCAGUGGGGUGGGUAGCACAUCCCGUAUUUUAGAACAAGUAGGGGUGCCUUGCUUAAAUAAAAAUAGCAUUUAAUGUAUAAUUGUGUGAAGGGUUUAUGGAAAAAGCUGUACUAAUGUCACAUUGUGACAGUAACUUCUGCUUUAAUAUUAAACAGCUUGUUAUUUAAAUAUUGGAUCAAAAUGGCUGGCUUAAAAAUGUAGUCGUUAAUAAACUAACUUUAUGUGCACCUGUGUAGGAGAAUCCAAGUCCUGUAUACUUUCUUUGCCUUGUUCCUGUUCUCAGGGUGACGACUGCCAUGUAGUUACCAGGAGAUGCAAUUCUAGUUCUUAAAUUGAAUUAACCCAUAUUUCUAAGGUGAUAUAUAGAAGAGAGAUUAUCUUUUCUCACUGAAUACAUAUCCAUCUUUGAUGACCAGCUAAGAUAUGAAAUCACUGUACUGUAAGUAGUCAAUAAAUGAAGGCUUGUUUCAGGCUGAAGAUUACCUAAGAGUAUUUAUUUUGGAAUGUGUGAAUCAACUGAAUAUAUUUUUAUUAUAUCAAAUCCUAUAUUAUAAGAAGAAAUGAUUAAUUUUCAGUUGUGUUUUUAUCAUCCUGUGAGAACAUAACCAACUUAAUCUUCAGUAUUAUUGCUAAGGUGCAAAUGUUUUCAUAAAUGAUUGAGUGUAUUGAAUUAUGAGAACUGGUGUCUGGCUGUAUAAUCUACUAGAAUGUUAUUUUUCUCAGUAGGUUUUCAUUUUGCUAUGGAAAAAAUUUAUAGGGUCAAUUGAGAUUGGGAUUGGUAAAUAGUUAAUUCAUUUGCAAUUACUUUGUUUUACGCUAAUGGUCUUCAUUUGCACAUCUCUGGGAAAAGAAAGAGCAUUAAAAUGUUCUGCAAUGGGUAAACUUGAAGGGUGUAUCUUCUUGCUACGUUAGUGGCUGAGUUCUCAGUAAAAAGGAGGCUAUUCGUGGAUCCUAGGAAUUCAUAUACUUUCUUCCCUUUAGUAUGUUGCUCAUAAUUUAAGCUAGUAAGCAAAUGAUUGUUGACAAGGCAGUGCUGUUGCUGGAAGAGGAAGGAAAGCACAUACUAGAAAAGUCUUUUUAUCAAUUCAAAGACACAUUUCUCUUAAAGUUUGACAGAAUUGGAUUGUGUAUCAUUUGCUAUUGAAACAAGUAAUUAACAGUGAAUUUUGUUAUAUGUUUUUAGGUCCUUUUUUUGUCUUUGUAAUCUUUAUGGUAAAACUAUCAAAAAUAGCAUAAUUGGAGUCUACGGCUAGCUUACCCAAAUCCUGCUUUGUCCAACUAUUUUUCAAGGAAUUGCAAGGAAGAACUCUGAUAAAUAGCACAUGUGCCAAGGAGGAAAUUGCUGAAAUUUCUGAAAAUUGCUGAAAUUGUGAUCUGAGCUACACACUGAAUUAGAGAAUGAAGCAGAACUAGUGUCUCUCUCUAUGCCUUGAGUGAGGCUCUUGCCAGGUGGGAAGAAGACUGAGUUUGCUAGAGAGCAUAAGGGUCUAAUUCUUCCUCACUACUACUGCGUUGUGAUUAAGCAAGAAGCAGGAGAAAACCGCUCCCAUGCAGGUGAUGUUUGAGGGCUUGUUGACGCAGCUUAUUAGUCACUAUGCCCUGUUGACAUCCUCUUCCCUAAAUAGUCCUUGGCAAAUUCUCAUUUGGAGACUUAUUUUUUCUGUUAUGUCCUAUUCAUUUUUUCUCUAGUUUUUUAUGUAAUAGAUGUACAGUACUGUGUAAGUUUAAAGUAUACAGCAUGUUUUGAUCUAUAUGUUGUAAAAUGAUUACCAUGAUGAAUUUAUUUGACAUCCAUCAUAUUGUAGGUACAAAAAAAGAUGUUUUUUCCCUGUGAUGAGAACUCUUUGGAUCUACUCUUAGCAACUUUCAAACAUCAUAAGGCAAUGUUAACAAUUAGAAUUAUCAGGUUGUAUAUUAUACUCUAUUCAUCUAAUGCUUUAAAACAUUCCAUUGUUUUAAGAUUUCCCCCCCUAAAUUAUUUGGAAGGAUUCACAUUCAACUGGAAGAACCUGUGUUAUAGAGUAGAAUGGGGUUUCUCAGCAGUAAAGUUGAUGCAGGCUAAAUUUCAGAGGCUUUGGAAAAAAAAAUUGCACUAAUAUAGUAAGAAUGAAUUAUUUUUCUUCUGAAUUUAGCAGAUCAGAAAAUCUCUGAAGUUUGUAGAGGGAAUAAAGCUGCUAUAAACCAUUCUUGUGUAGGUUUGCUGUGUACGUAAGAUUUAAACUCUUGGGAAAAUACCAAGGAGCGUGAUUGCUAGAUCAUAUGGUAUGACUAUAUUUAAUUUGGUAAGAAACUGCCAGACAGUCUUCUAAGGUGGCUGUACCAUUUCGCAUUUCUGCCAGCAGUGAAUGAGUUCCCUGCCAGCAUUUUGUGUUAUGUUUUGAAUUUAACAAGUUGAAUAGAUGUGUAGUGGCAUCUUGUUUUAAUUUGCAGUCCCAUAAUGACACAAGAUGCUGAAACGUCCUUCCAGGUAUUUAUUUGCAGUUGCAUAUUGUCUUUGGCAGGGUAUCUUUUUCAGAUCUUUCACCUGUUGUAUUUUUUUUUUUUUUUUUAAAUUGGGUUGGCUUUCUUAGUGAAUUCAGAAAGGUUUGGUAUGGUUCAUAAGACUUAUUUUAAAAAUGGGGUAACUUUUAAAUUGUAUUUUAUUUUUUGAAAGAGAUAAAAUUCAAGCAGUAUGAAGGCAUAUACAGUGAACAGUCUCCCAUUCUAUACUUCUAUUGCUUAUUUCCCUUUCUCAGGCAACUGUUUUCAGUUUCUGAUGUAAACAUUUAUUGAUACACAUGUGCAAAUAUUACUAUAUAUUUCAUUUUAAAAUAUAAAUUCUAGCAUACCAUACAUAGUAUUCUGUAUGUUUUUCUUUUACUACAUCCUAAAGAGCUUAUAUCAGUAUGCAAAU
Talpa occidentalis (Iberian mole) is the source of this 5237-nucleotide messenger RNA. It is a transcript of the gene GRSF1, whose product is annotated as G-rich RNA sequence binding factor 1. Gene Ontology annotation, biological process: regulation of RNA splicing. The record is from RefSeq and is a predicted model, not a curated record. Lineage: Eukaryota; Metazoa; Chordata; Mammalia; Eulipotyphla; Talpidae. Gene Ontology annotation, molecular function: RNA binding. Gene Ontology annotation, cellular component: ribonucleoprotein complex; nucleoplasm. Bases 16 to 1452 code for a protein of 478 amino acids. The transcript has 10 exons.